UAGCGGGUUGGUUGCCUUUGCGUAGCGGUCGAUCCAAAAGCCCCCAACAAAAAGAAACAUCGCCCGCUCUCCGCCUCUCAGCGGCGAUAAGAUCCACCCCGCCUCCCCACCACAAAUCCCCAUCUCUUUUUCUCUCUACUCUUGCCACUCAUGACAGAGAAUCAAGCGAAUCUCCUCUAAAAAAAAAAAAACCCUCUGUCUCUCUCUCUCUCUACUGGACUCUAGAGAGAGAAAGCAGCCGACCUUCCAACCUCCAAAUUUCUCUCCGCUCGACUUAGAGAUAGAGAGAAGUAGCAGAGUGAGAUAGUGUGUGUCCAGAGAGAGAGUGGUGCAAUGGCUACCAUAACCUCCCCCGCUACACUCUCCCGCAUCGCUCCUGGCUCGCGCCUCCACUGCUCCACCUCUCGCCUCCCAUCGACUUCGGGCCUCCGAAUGCCUUUAGAUGCUCGCAGGCUGGGUUUCUCGGGCAACGGUGCUAGCAUCGCCUCGCAGAGGCUUUUGAAGGCCUGCGAGAUGGUGUGCGGUGGGCGUCGAGGUCGCGGGCCACGUGGGGUGGUGUCCAUGGUGAAGAAGAGUGUGGGGGACCUCACUGCCUCUGAUUUGAAAGGGAAGAAAGUGUUCGUCAGGGCUGAUUUGAAUGUUCCUCUUGAUGACAAUCAGAAUAUCACCGAUGAUACCAGGAUUAGGGCCGCAGUUCCCACCAUUAAACAUUUGAUUGGAAAUGGGGCGAAGGUUAUUCUUUCCAGUCAUCUGGGGCGUCCAAAGGGUGUCACCCCUAAAUACAGCUUGAAACCUCUUGUUCCUAGACUAUCAGAACUUCUUGGUGUCACGGUUGUGAAGGCUGAUGACUGCAUUGGUGAAGAAGUCGAGAAACUUGUCGCUUCGCUUCCUGAUGGGGGUGUUCUACUUCUUGAAAAUGUGAGAUUUUACAAGGAGGAAGAGAAGAAUGAACCUGAGUUUGCAAAGAAGCUAGCUUCACUUGCUGAUAUCUAUGUCAAUGAUGCAUUUGGAACCGCGCACAGAGCACAUGCAUCCACAGAGGGUGUAACAAAAUUCUUGAAGCCGUCUGUUGCUGGUUUUCUUUUGCAAAAGGAGCUUGAUUAUCUUGUAGGGGCCGUUUCAAACCCUAAGAGGCCAUUUGCUGCCAUAGUAGGUGGCUCAAAGGUCUCAUCCAAGAUUGGGGUGAUUGAGUCUUUGCUUGAGAAGUGUGAUAUCCUUCUGUUGGGUGGUGGAAUGAUCUUCACAUUUUACAAGGCCCAAGGUCUUUCAGUGGGUUCAUCCCUUGUAGAGGAUGACAAGAUUGAUCUUGCUACUUCCCUUCUUGAGAAGGCCAAGGCCAAGGGGGUCUCUCUCCUCCUACCAACUGAUGUUGUUAUCGCCGACAAAUUCGCACCUGAUGCAGAGAGCAAGAUUGUGCCAGCAUCUGGCAUACCUGAUAGAUGGAUGGGGUUGGAUAUUGGACCUGACUCCAUCAAGACAUUCAGUGAAGCAUUGGACACUACCCAAACGGUCAUUUGGAAUGGUCCCAUGGGAGUGUUUGAGUUUGACAAAUUCGCAGUUGGAACUGAGGCCAUUGCCAAGAAGUUGGCAGACCUUAGUGCUAAGGGUGUGACCACAAUAAUUGGCGGUGGAGACUCAGUUGCAGCUGUGGAGAAAGUUGGGGUGGCUGAAAAAAUGAGCCACAUUUCAACAGGGGGUGGUGCCAGCUUAGAGUUAUUGGAAGGGAAGGCUCUUCCUGGUGUUUUGGCUCUUGAUGAAGUUGUACCUGUCGCUGCUUGAGUUGAGAAACCUUCCCCUCCUCACCGUUCUUUUGUUCUUUUUUUUGUUUUUGUUUUCUCCUUUUUUUGUUUUUGGUUAAGCUUUUGUAAAAGCUUCUUUUCAGUGUUUAUGAGCUUAGAAUGGCAUGCUGUAAUUCAGAGUUCGGAAUAAUAAUCGAAGGAUAUUUUUCAUGAGUGCA
This is a messenger RNA of Amborella trichopoda, 1957 nucleotides long. Its product is annotated as phosphoglycerate kinase 3, cytosolic. Gene Ontology annotation, molecular function: phosphoglycerate kinase activity; ADP binding; ATP binding. Gene Ontology annotation, cellular component: cytosol. The record is from RefSeq and is a predicted model, not a curated record. Lineage: Eukaryota; Viridiplantae; Streptophyta; Magnoliopsida; Amborellales; Amborellaceae. Gene Ontology annotation, biological process: gluconeogenesis; glycolytic process.